Messenger RNA from Magallana angulata, 1398 nucleotides. Its product is annotated as perlucin-like protein. The coding region runs from base 51 to 758 and encodes 235 amino acids. Gene Ontology annotation, molecular function: signaling receptor activity. The record is from RefSeq and is a predicted model, not a curated record. Lineage: Eukaryota; Metazoa; Mollusca; Bivalvia; Ostreida; Ostreidae. The transcript is spliced from 4 exons.
GCGUUCGACAUAACUGAGAGUUUUCUCUAGAUCUUGCUUUAGAUUGCGAGAUGAUGAAAACAUUUAUCUGUCUUCUGAUAUAUUAUCUUUUGAUGGUGAAUGCAUGCAUUCAGUCAACUAUCUGCUCGAAUCUCUUUUCAAAAGAAAACGUUUUCACCAAUAAAAUACUAAGUGAUGGCUAUAGCGAGGACCUUAUGACGAGUUCUAUAGGGAUGUGUGCCUUACAAUGUGGGACGGACUGUUGGUGUUUUGGAUACCAGGCUGUCACCUCCACCUGUCGGACCCUGCGAUCUUGUCACGAUAAGAAUAGUGUUGGACCUGAAGAUGGCUGGGUGUACUACAAACCAACAGAUUGUGAUGAAGGAUGGACAAAGUACAAUGGACAUUGCUACAUCCGGAACACAACAGCCCUGUCUCAAUCAGAAGCAAUGAGCGCAUGUCAACAAUUUGGAGCCUAUCUCCUUGAAAUCAAUGAUGUGAAGGAAAACCACUGGGUCACAUACACGCUGCUGAAAGAUGUCUACUGCAGUAACGAGUACUUGUGUACGACUUGGACCGGCGGGAACGACAUCGAGACAGAGGGCGUGUUUGUGUGGGGGUACUCGGGAACCCCCGUCACCUUCACUAACUGGGACGCCUGGAAUCCGGACGAUUGGACGAAUCCAUCAGUAGAAAUAGACUGUGUGGAGAUGUUCUAUACAGGCCAGUGGAAUGAUAAACCAUGCGACUCUGCAACAAGUUUUAUCUGUGAAAAAUAGCCCAUUCAUUUCAAAGUUCAUAUAGCUCUUUUUUCAUGUUAAUAGUAUUCCAUCCCUCUCAGAAAGUUUGUUUGUAAAAUUCGAGUUAGAGAUUUGCUCAGAAACAGUAAAAAUAGCAAAAUUUAUACAUAAACAAUUAUGUGUAUGUCAUCCUUCAAAUUCGUGUUGUGUCCUUUUCCAUGAUAUAGAUUGAUUUACCCGGUAGAGUUGUUACUUAAUUAAAGGAUUUUCAACGAUAAUGGUUUGAUGUUGACAGUUAUUUUUACGAGGGCGGCACGCAAUUCAACAAGACAGUUAACAGAAAGUUGAUAUAAAAUUUGUGAGAAAAAAGUAAAACAGAAUUUGGCCCACCAUAUGGCACACCAAAACAAGAGUGUAUUAAAAUUUCACCCAUCUGGUAUGAAUAGUUGCUGAGAAAUCUUAUAGACGAAUAUUUGUUCGAAAAUUUAGGCAAAAACAAAAAACUAAAGUUCUUAUUCAACUGAGCGUUGACGUCUGAUUCGUUCAAAAAUGAAUCUUAUCGUUUGGCAUACAUAUAUGUAAAGAAUGUGUGAAAAAAAUCCAAGUUUCUGCAAUGAAUAGUUCCUGUGAAAUCUCUGACAAUUUGUUUGAAAAUGAAAUCAAAAAAAUAAACAAAGGG